This is a messenger RNA of Aspergillus sclerotioniger CBS 115572, 944 nucleotides long. RefSeq names its product purine and uridine phosphorylase. Bases 36 to 944 code for a protein of 302 amino acids. The record is from RefSeq and is a predicted model, not a curated record. Gene Ontology annotation, molecular function: catalytic activity. Gene Ontology annotation, biological process: nucleoside metabolic process. Lineage: Eukaryota; Fungi; Ascomycota; Eurotiomycetes; Eurotiales; Aspergillaceae. The transcript has a single exon.
AAUCACAUAAUCCAUCCAUCUUCCAUCCCCCCAACAUGUCCGACCCCCGUCUAUAUACCAUCGGAUAUAUCUGUCCAACAUUCACCGAUUUUACCGCCGCCCAGAUCUCCCUCGACGAAGAGCACGGCCUUCUGAAAUCCCCAAGCCACGACGAUCACAAUGCCUACACGAUAGGUCGCAUCGGCAAGCACAAUGUAGCGCUUACCUUUGUCACGGGGAGUAGAACCCCGUCCACGACCACAGUCGCCACAGCCAUGCGGAUUACGUUUCCCAACCUGAGAAUCAUAUUUCUGGUUGGGGCGGCCUCGGGGGUGCCCAGUCCCCAACACGAUAUCCGUCUCGGUGAUGUCGUGGUCGGUGUCGAUGGUGAGAAUCAGACUGCCGUUCAAAUCUAUUAUGUGUGGCUUCCCAAGGGUGGAGCUUUCCUGAAUCAGGGUCCGCGCUUCAUAGAUCAGCUGAGUUCUCUCCGCGAAGCGUUGGAUAGGCUUCGGAGGAGACAUGAUAUGCGUUCUCUGGAAAAGGUUGUUACGGAAAUGGUGGAGAAGAAUGUGGGUCCUGAUGCUAAAGAGAGAUUUAUGCGUCCUCCCUCUCAUACGGAUCGGCUUUAUCGCAGUGAUAUCUGCCAUGUGGGGACAGAUUGUAUCGGGUGUGAUCCGUCGGGGUUGAUUGUGAGGCAUAACCGACCCAAUUCGGCGGUGCAUUAUGUUGUGAUUGGAUCUGGUGAUUACAGGAUUCAACAUGCGGUUGAUCGGGAUUGCAUUGUGAGAGGGACGGAUGUUUUGUGUCUGGACAAUGAAGCCGUGGGCUUGGUUGAUGCCUUUCCGUGCUUGGUGGUUCGUGGGAUUUCAAAUUAUGCGGAUGUUCAUGCAAGUGAUAGGUGGGAGAUGUAUGCGGCGUUGAUGGCGGCGGCGUAUAUGAGGGGUUUGCUUGAGGAGAUUGAUUAG